AUUUAUAAACAAACACAUUCAUAAUCUAUUGCAAAAUCAGCAAAUCUCUGGAUCCGCUCAUUUUCUCUCUCCUAUUCACUCGUUCAUGUCGCCAACAAUGGCGGCGAAACAAGCCGAGCAGCUGAGGCAAGACGGCAACACGUACUUCAAGAAGGAUCGGUUAGGCGCCGCCAUUGAUGCUUAUACCGAGGCUAUUGCGCUGUGCCCCGAUGUGGCGGUGUAUUGGACCAAUCGCGCUCUCUGUCAUCGCAAGCGGAAUGACUGGGCGCGUGUGGAGGAGGAUUGCAGGAGAGCGAUUCAGCUCGAUCACUAUUCUGUAAAGGCGCACUAUUUGCUCGGUCUUGCUCUGCUGCAAAAGAAAGAAUAUUCGAAAGGAGUGAUUGAGUUGGAGAAGGCGCUGGAUCUUGGCAGGGGUGCAAACCCCCAAGGAUACAUGGUAGAGGAAAUAUGGCAAGAGCUCGCGAAGGCAAAAUACUUGUUAUGGGAACAAGAGUCCACCAAGCGUUCUUGGGAGCUUCGGAACUUAAAAGAAGCUUGUGAAGCAGCCCUAAGCGAUGCUUCUGAAAAAGAAGGUUUCGUCGAAACUCACCUCUCUGCUUUAGAUCAAAUCAAAGCCUUGAACCUAGUAUUUGAGAAAGCUACAGAGAAUGAUACCCCAACGGAGGUGCCAGACUACCUAUGUUGUAAAAUCACUCUGGAUAUUUUGCGUGAUCCUGUGAUCACUCCGAGUGGGGUGACAUACGAAAGAGGAGUGAUCCUCGAUCACCUCCAGAAGGUGGGUAAAUUUGACCCCAUUACCCAUGAAACGCUGCAUCCGUCUCAGUUGGUACCGAAUUUGGCCAUAAAAGAAGCCGUGCGAGCAUAUCUGGAGGCGCACGGCUGGGCCUACCGGAUGGACUGAAGCUGGGAUCUCCGAUAUGUUCAUGUAAGUAUUCGCAGCAUCUCUCCAGCAGAACAAGGACAACUUAUUCGUGAUUUGUGAUUUUUUCGAGCGCGUUCGAAAAUCGUAAGGUUUAUAGAACAGUAUGAUCAUUGCAUAACUUACAGUAGGUCCGAUUUAAUUACUAUAGUAGUUAGAAAUCUCACAUAGGUCUCCAGAAACCGAAAUUGUACAGUGUUUUUUUUGUUGCAAACUUUUUGUUUCGAGGCAAAAUUCUUGUGGCUAAAGUUUGAAUGUCAAAUUUGAACCAAGUAUUCUAAUUUCUUGAUUGGGCUUUUGACCCAAAUUUA
Molecule: messenger RNA, 1230 nt
Organism: Salvia splendens (bonfire salvia)
Lineage: Eukaryota; Viridiplantae; Streptophyta; Magnoliopsida; Lamiales; Lamiaceae
Product: E3 ubiquitin-protein ligase CHIP
Exons: 8
Coding region: 86-901 (271 amino acids)
Biological process (GO): protein quality control for misfolded or incompletely synthesized proteins; cellular response to misfolded protein; positive regulation of proteolysis
Cellular component (GO): cytoplasm
Molecular function (GO): protein-folding chaperone binding; ubiquitin protein ligase activity
Source: RefSeq, a predicted model, not a curated record